This is a messenger RNA of Anguilla rostrata (American eel), 1829 nucleotides long. It is a transcript of the gene babam2, whose product is annotated as BRISC and BRCA1 A complex member 2. The record is from RefSeq and is a predicted model, not a curated record. Gene Ontology annotation, cellular component: BRISC complex; BRCA1-A complex. Lineage: Eukaryota; Metazoa; Chordata; Actinopteri; Anguilliformes; Anguillidae. Gene Ontology annotation, biological process: double-strand break repair. The transcript is spliced from 10 exons.
GAAGUGGAAGAUGAGCAGCAUGUCCCCCGAGGUGGCCUUGAACCGCAUCUCCCCCGAACUGCGCCCCCUGCUGUCCAGCGUGGUCCGCAACGGCCGCGUGGGUCUGGACUCCACAAACUGCCUGCGCAUCACGGACCUCAAGACCGGGUGCACCUCCUUGACCCCUGGGCCCUGCUGCGAUCGCUUCAAGCUGCACAUCCCAUACGCGGGGGAGACUCUCAAAUGGGACAUCAUCUUUAACGCUCGCGAUCCCGAGCUGCCCCCGGACUUCAUCUUCGGGGAAGAUGCGGAGUUUCUUCCGGAACCUUCCGAGCUCCCGCACCUGGUGAGCUGGGACGCUGCGGACCCGGAGUGCCUGCUGCAGCUGGUGAAGGAGCUGAUCCAGCAGUACCACCUGUACCAGUGCCAGCGGCUGCGGGAGAGCUCCCGCCUGCUCUUCGAGUACGACAGCCUGCUGGAGGACCCCGAGUACGGCCGCAGCAUGGAGAUCUACGCCGGCCGCAAGAACAGCUGGACGGGGGAGUUCUCUGCUCGUUUCCUGCUCAAGCUCCCUGUCGACUUCAGCAACAUCCCAGUGUAUCUGCUUAAGGACACAGCCUUGGACCCGGGGGAGGACGUGGCCCUUCUGUCCGUCAGCUUUGAGGAUGCGGAGGCCACCCAGGUGUUCCCCAAACUCUACCUGUCCCCCAGCAUCGAGCACGCUUUGGGAGGAGCCUCCGCACUGCAUAUCCCAGCAUUCCCGAGCGGGGGCUGCCUCAUCGACUACGUCCCCCAGGUUUGCCAACUGCUGACCAACAAGGUACAGUAUGUUAUCCAGGGCUACCAUAAGAGAAGAGAGUACAUCGCUGCCUUUCUUAGCCAUUUUGGCAUGUGAGUCUGUUCCCCCACACGUGUGUGUUUCUCUCAGAUGAAUCCGAGGCUGUGUUGGUGCGAUUUUGGAGGUGACCUCUGACCCCUGUGUCCCCCCCCCCGCCCCCCUGCAGUGGACCUCCCCCUGUACUUCCCGCGGGACCAGCCCACGCUCACCUUCCAGUCUGUGUACCACUUCACCAGCAGCGGGCAGCUGUACUCGCAGGUGCAGCGCUCCUACCCCUACAGCCCGCGAUGGGACGGCAACGAGAUGGCCAAGAGAGCCAAAGCCUAUUUCCGGAGUUUCGUGCCUCAGUUCCAGGAGGGCGCCUUCGCCAACGGGAAGCUCUAGGCCGCGGCAGACGGGAUGACAUCGCCGCGUGAGUCACGGGCGCCAGGGAGAACACGCGUGUGCACGGAGAACACGGGACACUUUUUCAGCGGUGGCGGAGUCAUCGCGUCCGCGUCGAACGCGUUUUUAAUUAUCGUUGGUGUUUUUUUUCGGUUUUUUGUUUUAGUUUAUUUUUUGUUUGUUUUUGUACUUUGUCUUGUUUAUUUGAGGAUCGCCCCCUGCUCUGUAAGGUGCCGCCCCGUGUAGUCUGUGAACGGGUGCGUGCUGCGUGAUGUCGAACCCGUGCCUAAAUCCUCCUGGUAGGAGCGGUGCCAGGGGGUUAGGCGGGGCGGCGCUGGGUGGCGUCAGGGUGUACCUGGGCGGGGCUGGACAGUGCAGUACAGGUGUAACGGGCGUGUGGAUUCAGGUCAGGAGACGGUGGGGCGAUCGGUGCAGUCCUCCUGUACAGAACAAUGGGCUGCUGAGCGCGGGGUGGAAUGUGCUCUUUGUGUAAACGGUUCUGUCGAAGGUCUUUAGGAUGAACCAGGCGACGCGCCUGAGAACCACCUCUGAUGUUUCUCUUGUUUGCUGUGCGUUCGGGGAAAAAAAAAAAGCCUUGUGCCAUUAAAGUCAAAGUUAUGAAUGGAAA